Onychostoma macrolepis is the source of this 2321-nucleotide messenger RNA. Its product is annotated as immunoglobulin superfamily DCC subclass member 3-like. The record is from RefSeq and is a predicted model, not a curated record. The coding region runs from base 864 to 1169 and encodes 101 amino acids. NCBI's taxonomy places the organism in Eukaryota, Metazoa, Chordata, Actinopteri, Cypriniformes, Cyprinidae. The transcript has 3 exons.
UCUUUCUGGAUUAUAAAUAUCAAGUCAACAGAUUUCACUAGGCCUCUUGAUUUAUCUGAGCCAGCUGGAUAGAACGGUACAUGAAGUCAACUGAUAAAAGAAAAUUGGUAGUAAUUGUUUGUCUCUCACAUUUAGAUUAGUACAUUUGCAGUGAGACACAUUGUACUGGGACAUUUUCUGUUGCUAAUGAAAACAACAGCCUGGCUUGUAGUUAAAAGUGUGUUUAGACUCACAGCCAAAUUGGCCAUACUGUGAUCAAGACAGGUUUGAGCACAACAUACUCACAGUUGUCUUUGUGUUCGAGGGAGUGUUCAUGUGUGCACACUACACUUGUCAUCUGUCUCAUAUUGUGUGCUGCUCAGUGUGCAUAUGUUCAAAUACAUCUGUGAGUAUCUUUUCUUAUCAGUGUUCCACCUCUCUUUUGGUGCAGCUUAUCGCUUCAUGCUUCCCAUGCUAUUUGGUAGAGGGAGGAAGUCACGAGGGAACUGUUUCAGAGCUAAAGGAUGCUGGGACUGUGGUAUUCAUCCCACACUUGACUCAUUGACCUGCAUUACAGACUGCUCGGGUCACGAAAUCCAAAUCAAAGAUACCAAAUGAGAGCAAUUCCUAGGGAGGGAGAAAGGGAAUGUAUGUGUGUGUGUGUGUGUGUGUGUGUGUGUGGGCAUGAGAGAGAUUAUUCUCACUGUUCUUAGCACAGAGUCUACCAAUUCUAGCAAAUGCACUUUAUUCUCUGAACCUGAUGCUACCAAGCCUUUGCAGCUCUUUUUGUUUGUUAUUGCUCACUCAGACCAGAUUUACAGAACGUCCCAUAGGGAUGACUUGGGGAUUUCCAUCAACAGUGCAUGUUUGAGUAAAAAGUGCUUAUGAAGAGAAAUUAUUCAAGACUGCACAGAGGCAAAGUUAACUGUCACAAGAAAGCGAUUAUGGCUCUUCCUAAAUUCCACACUCAUCCAGAGUCCAUGUCAGUAGAUGAGGGAGGUGUUGCACGUUUCCAAUGUCAGGUCAAUGGUAUUCCUGAGGCCAACAUUACUUGGGAGAAUGACAGUGUUGUGCUUAGAGCAUCUGAUGACAGGUACACACUUCUCCCAAUGCUUAUUCUACAGAUUACAGGAGCUAAGAAAUCAGAAAGUGAACAGAACUGUUUAAGAAUUUAUCACUCCAUGGAUUGAUGAUCUCUUUAGAUACUUUUACCUCUACUAAGAGCUUAAAGGAAUAGUUCACCCAAAAAUGAAAAUUUUGUCAUCAUUUACUCACCCUCACGUCAUUCCAAGUUUCUUUCUUAUGUUGAACACAAAAGAAGAUAUUUUGAAGAACUUUAAAGGACCAAACAGUUGUUGGUCCCCACUGACUUCCAUAUAGGGAAAUAAAUACUAUGGAAGUCAAUGGGGACCAUCAAUUUUUUGAUCACCAGCAUUCUUCAAAACAUCUUUUAUGUUCAACAUAAGAAAGAAACUCUCACAGGUCUGGAACGACAUGAGGGUGAGGAAAUUAUGACAACAAGCCAGGCCUCUAAUCAUUUUGAAUAACAAUAAUUUACUUUGGAGCAAAUACAUAUUCUUACUGAUGUUUUUCUCAAAAUAAUUUUUAAAAGUUGGAGAACUGAAGUGCCCCUCAACUUUUUAUAAUAUUUUUAACUCCAAUCCUCUUUAAAACCAUUCACUCACACAGGGCUUCUAUACAUUGAUAAUAUGGAGAACAACAACAGUUGCUAGUAUCAGCAACUUUUGUUAAAGGUGUGGCUUAGUUCUUUGACUGAAUCCAAUAAUUAAUAAAUAUGACAAAAAAAAUGAAUGUUUUCGAGACACCAUUAAUGAUUGUUUACUUCAUUCCAGUUCAGUAAUUGCUCAUGACAAAUUUAAAAUCAAACUCUUUGAAAACCUGAUGAAAGGCAACACUUUUUGGCAGGUUGUUGAAUGGCACUUCAUGCUUUUUGAGCAUCUGACAUUUAAAAAGAGCUCUCAAUACAGUACAUUUUCCUCCGUGGUGAUACAUCCAGUUGCACAAAAGCUGACAGGUCUCUGCAAUUACGAUUUAACAAGAGGCUGAAGUUCCCAUAACUAUACUGUAUUUGCACAUGCUCUCUGGCGUCUUUAUGAAAAUGAUAAGGAUCUGAUGCAGGUGUUGUCAAUGAUUGCAGUUCACUUUGUUUAGCUGGGUCGUCUGAUUUAAAUUCAGACUGAGGGCUUUUAUCAAUUCAGAAGACCAUGACUGUAUUGAAAUCCAAUGCGUGUUGUAGCUGGAAGAUGAAGAUAGCAAAAUACACCUCCACAUGUAUGUAAUAUUUAUUACAAUUUAAAAAAAAUAAAAAGAAGCAAAUUACA